Molecule: messenger RNA, 3156 nt
Organism: Gracilinanus agilis (Agile Gracile Mouse Opossum)
Lineage: Eukaryota; Metazoa; Chordata; Mammalia; Didelphimorphia; Didelphidae
Gene: LCA5
Product: lebercilin LCA5
Exons: 9
Coding region: 1-2274 (757 amino acids)
Biological process (GO): intraciliary transport
Cellular component (GO): axoneme
Source: RefSeq, a predicted model, not a curated record
AUGUUGGGGUUUCUAGGAAACAAGCUUGCAAAGAUUGCAAACCCGACUGAAGCGAGACUUCCUAGAAGCCUGAUCGACAUUCCCCGAACAGAACCCCGUGAGGAGCAACCAGCCAAUGCCAGGUCUUUACUCCCAAUGGUCCCGCCCCCUGUAUCAUCCGCUGGCAUCCCCGAGUCGCUGCCCCAAGAGCCUCUGCCCCCGCCCUCGCCCCCGCCCCCUGCUCGGGGUUCAAACACAGCGCAACCUGGCAACCGCAGCCCACAGCCUCCCCCGCACCCUCCCGGGGAGGGACUCCCCCGCCGCCCUCGGGCGUCUGCCCAUUGGUGGGCUGACGCGGAGAUCCAGGGCUGGGAGGAUCCAGAACGUAGAGAAAGGGGGAGAAGACGGACCGGAAUUGUCUCUAGGAGAACAGGUUCUAAGUUCCUACCAAACAGAAGAGAAUUCAGAUUUGGACAUCGUUCCCAGAGCCUCACUAGGGAGCCUACUCAGAAAGAUAUUGAUCUUCUAACCAAACGGGUUCUUACUGCCAGACUGCUGAAAAUCAGUGAGCUACAAAAUGAAGUGACUGAACUCCAGUUCAAAUUAGAUGAGGUGCAAAAAGAAAACAAGGCUUUGAAAAGACUUCAGUAUAGACAGGAGAAAGCCCUGAAUAAGUUUGAAGAUACAGAAAAUGAAAUCUCACAACUUAUAGUCAGACAUAACAAUGAAAUUAGAGCACUAAAAGAGCGCUUAAGAAAAUCUCAAGAGAAAGAACGUGCAACUGAUAAAAAGGUGAAAGAUACAGAGUGUGAACUUUACAGGACAAAAUGUUCUUUAAAGAAACUGAAAAAGCUUUCUGAAGCUAAGCACCUACCUGAACGAGACGAUCUAGCAAAGAAACUAGUCUUAGCAGAGACCAAAUUAGAUGAUACAGAGAAAAAAAUUAAGGAGCUGUCAAAAAAUCUUCAGCUGAAUACCAGCAGUUUCCAGCGACAGUUAAAUGUUGAAAAGAGAAGGGCACAUGAAGUUCAGGAUGAAAAUAAAAUUCUCCAAAGGGAGGUACAACAAUUACAUCAAAAAUUGAGGGAAAAAGAGAAAGAACUAGAUGCAAAAAAUAUAUAUUCUAACCGCAUGGUGAGGAAAACUCCUAAGAAAGACAGAGAUGCUUCUCCAAGAAAAAAUGCCAUGAGCUCUAGUGUUAAAGGAGUACAUAGCACAAAAGGAGUACAAACUAUUGAAUAUUACAGAGAAGAUGAGCUUCUUUCAUCACUAACUUUUGAUUCUCAAGACUCAUUCAGACCAGAAGAGGACCAUUUUACUACCCAGGAAGAGGAAAGUCCAAAGAAAGAUGAAGAAAUACCUGAGACCACAAUUACAGAAAGAGACGAGAAACAGCUAGAAGAAGAUGAACUAUGUAGUACAAGAGAAGAAACUGAAAUUUUUCAAGAUGAUUGUGCAAGAGAGAACUUUGAAUGUCAAACAGAAAGUGUAGAUUUAAUAGAGGAGGAAGAACCUACAGAAGAGACAGCAGUUUGUGAAAUUGAAAACGAAAAUAGUGAGAAGUCAGAACAAGAAGAAGAACAAGGACAAGAACAAGAACAAGAACAAGAACAAGACGAAAGAGAAAGACUGAAGAAAGAAAUGUUAAUUGCUAAAUUGAAUGAAAUUGAUCAAGAAACACAUACCUCCCUGAACUUAAGUUCACAUUCGAAAUCAUUCUCUCCAGAGAAAAAAUCUCAAAGUUUCAGGUUCUCAGAAUCCACUGAGAGGAUGUUUACUGGGUUUCUUACUCAAGACAGCAGUCAUAAAUCCCCACAUAAUGCAGACCAGAAACAAAGAAAUAUUUGGAGCCCAAUCCCCGCCACUGACUUCACAUUUGGUAGUUAUGUGCCUUCUUUUGGGAAAACAUCAGGGAGAUCGAGUCUAUAUAAUCAAAAAAGUGGCAUUUUAGACUUUCCAAAAAGCAGUCAAGAUGGUGGAGACUUAAUUACUAAAAAGGAGAAAAAAUCUAAUCUCAUGGAGCAACUAUUUGGUGCCAGUGCCAGCAGUACCGUUUCCAGUAAAAAUAGUGCCUCAAAUUCUCUGACUAAUAUCAAAGGGGACUUUGACCAUCUAAAUGUACUCCCUAGGGAUAAAGGUAGCAGAGAGAAAGGACAAGAUGAAGAUGAUGAUUUUUUACUCAGUGAAGAGAAUUUUAACCCAAACAGGCAUCGGCUAAAACACACAAACAAUCGACCAGCAGUAAAGGCAGUUGAUUCUUUGGAAGAUGAAGUUGAAGAAGUAGUACUGAGAUGACUAUACAUAUUUUUCCAAUUCUCCUGAAGACAUCUUCAGCCAUAGAGAUCGUAAAUCCCUGGCAGAUGCAGACAGAAGUGUGAAGUAAGAAGAUAUUUCACUAUGUAAACAACAUUGCUGCCACAACCCCAGAGACUUGUAUGUAGCACAAUCCCUUAAUUUCUCCCUUCUAGAUAUUCUUUGACCAGGUCUAAGAUUUCAUUCCUAGUCUUUUCAUUAGAACUACUACUACUCCAGGCCAGCAAGCACUGAGGACAGUCCCUCCAGCAAAAGCACUAUCAUUCUAUCAUUACACCAAAAAAGACUACUAAGUAGGAUGUCUUCCUAGUGACAGAGAUGCACUUAUGUUUGGCAUGCAGAGUUUAUGUUUCCAUUUUAACUUAGUGUCUACUUUGUAUUCUUAAAUUUUAUCUGUAUAUAUAAUUUUUGAUACAUUAUUGGCUGAAACUGAAUAGCCAAAUAAAAUAUAUUGGAAAUCAGAAUAUAUAAAAGACAGGUGAAGAUUUAAAUGCUAUGCACAUUUAUAGCAAAAAAAAAAAAAGAUACAGCAUGUACGUUACUACGCCUAUAGGCACAUAUUAUUUCUUGACUCAUUCAGUGAAAAAAAAUUGUCAACUCAGAAUUAUGUUUCCACAGUAAUGUAGUUUUGAAAUUCUAACAUGUGCUGUUAGAGAUCUGAACCUACCUUCAAAUAGACACUAACGAGUGAGCAUCAGUAUAAUGUCUUGAAUCUCUGAGUUAGUAAGCAGCACAUAUAGUGCCUGCCUUUUAAGACAGUGGCUGUAGUUUGGCAAGUUGAUAUGGGCAAGAGAUAUCUUUUUCAGAUUAUAGUAGUCUUCCCUAAUCCACUGUAAUUGACCAUCAGCUACAGCAGGAGUGUGC